ACUGAUCGUUUCUGUCGUGUGUCGUCUGUGCUGAACAAAAGGAUUAUUAGGCGGCUUCUUUGUUUCGGGGAAAAUGGCAAUGGCUGGGCGUCUGAGAUCAUCAACCGUUCCUCUCGUGCAGAGGAUUCUGAGAUCGGCCGAUCCUCUCUCCACCAUCCAACGUUCCUUGAUUUACCCUACAUCACACAUCCCGAGCCCUCCUUAUGCACAGUCCCUCAUCAUUGCUCCUCUCCUCUUCCACCAGAGUCUUCAUGCACAGUCAUCACCAUUGCUCCUAUCCUUCUCCUCUGGCUUCUUCCCUGAUGUUGCUCCGUCCCUCACUACCCCUACUCCUUCCCUCCUCUGGCUGUUCUUCCCUCAUGCACAUGCUUCCAUCUCCUGCUCAAUGUAUGAUUCCUUGAUGUUGGAGGAGUUCUCCUGUUUGGGUUUGCAUAAUUCCUUGAUGUUGGAGGAAGUUGUUUUGGCUGAGAAUGGGAGGCUAAGAAACAUAGAAACCAUAGCAAAGAGAUUUACAGAAUUGACCAUGGCCCACAGGGGAGAAGUGAAAGCUACUAUCACAACUGUUAUUCCUCUACCUGCAGAAGAGGAGAAAGAGCUGAAAGAAACCCUGCAGAAUAUAAUUGGACAUGGGAAGAAGGUCAAGCUUGAGCAGAAGAUCGAUCCCAAUAUUAUUGGUGGAAUAGUGGUGGAAUUUGGGCAAAAGGUUUUUGAUAUGUCCAUUAAGACUAGAGCAAGACAGAUGGAGAGAUUCCUACGGGAGCCAGUCAAUUUUGGUAGCCUCUGAAGAGAGUGGCAUGUUUUUAAACCUUCUAAUCGACACUAAGAAGGACAACCUUCUUGUUGCGUUUUGGCUUUUGAGUAUCAUGGCCUCUCUCCCCCUUUCAUGUUGAUUGGAUUCAUCUUGUUGAAAAUAAUAAGCUACCCAGUUGACCUCAACACUUCUUGCGUGAGUUCCUUAAACGUGUACUAGAAAGGGUUAAAAGCCCCUGGUCUUUCGUUUGGAAUAAACCCCUUAAUGGAUGAUCGUCCCACCUAUUCCUAGAUAUUUGUCUCUUGAAAGUAUUCACUUUUGGAGUCAUGAAUGGCAUUUGUAAUGUACUACAUGUUGAGAUAAGGGCAGCAAUCAUGUCCGGGAAGAGAAGAACUUUUAUUUGAUCAGAACAAAUGUACAGAGAAACCUAGAUGGCUUUUUCUUGUCUUGAUAACAAAGUAGCAUGUUGCUUGAUUGUAGCUGAUAAGCAUGGCAAAGUUUUCAAUACAGCUGUUUGUGCACUGCCAGAUGAGGCGGCUUUUUGAAACAUUUGAGUAGCUUGGGGGCUUUCUUCUCUCUUCACUAUUUUGUCCCCAGAUCUUGCUGUCCCCAUCGGCAUGCAUGAUCAUCAAGAUUUCAUUCCCCAUCUCCUAAGUAGAUUUUCGACAGAUGUAUUGACCAGACCCCGAAGCAAAAAUUGA
Molecule: messenger RNA, 1452 nt
Organism: Diospyros lotus (date-plum)
Lineage: Eukaryota; Viridiplantae; Streptophyta; Magnoliopsida; Ericales; Ebenaceae
Product: ATP synthase subunit O, mitochondrial-like
Exons: 6
Coding region: 74-784 (236 amino acids)
Biological process (GO): proton motive force-driven mitochondrial ATP synthesis
Cellular component (GO): membrane
Molecular function (GO): proton-transporting ATP synthase activity, rotational mechanism
Source: RefSeq, a predicted model, not a curated record